AUGCUUGUCCACGUUAAAAUUGCCUUCGACGUUUAACGGUGUUUGAUUCGAGUUAUAUAGAACAAGGUAACCUGGCGUGGUUGGGCCGGCCCGUGUGGACUGUGGUUUACAUACACACACAGACAGACAACUUGAGUGCCGGGCACGACUAGUAUGAACAAAAUGACAGGGACGUCCAGUCGAAUACUCGUUGACGUCCCGUGUAAGGUGUGCCAAGACCAUUCAUCAGGGAAACAUUACGGGAUUUAUGCAUGUGAUGGGUGCGCUGGAUUCUUCAAGAGAUCUAUCAGGAGAAACCGACAAUACAUAUGUAAGGCCCGUGGUCAAGGGGCGUGUCCUGUUGACAAGACGCACCGGAACCAGUGCCGGGCAUGUCGGCUGACCAAAUGUCUGGAGGCGGGAAUGAACAAAGACGCUGUGCAGCAUGAACGUGGUCCGAGGAACUCCACAAUUAGGCGACAAGUGGCCAUGUACUUGAAGGAAGCCAGCGAGUUGCCGUCCGUCCUGGCUCACUCCCCAUUCAGACCCGCUUUUUUCCCCGGAUUAGUGAGCCUGGAUCACGUCACCCCUAAUGACGGCAUCACUGUCUCCGCUGUGGAUCACGGUUCGAUCCCUGGAUCUGUGCUGUGUCAACCAACACCAAAAUACCCACACGAACUCUCUCCGACAUAUUACAACAACCCCGAGGCUAUUUGUGAAGCGGCUGCCAGACUUUUGUUCAUGAGUGUAAAAUGGGCGAAGAAUGUUCCCGCGUUUCUCAGCUUGCCGUUCCGGGAUCAGGUCCUACUUUUGGAGGAGGGCUGGCGGGAAUUGUUUGUCCUUGGUGCCGCGCAGUUUCAGAUGCCUAUUGAAGCCGGACCCCUCCUCUCGGCUGCGGGUAUAAGCAGCGAGCACUCACCGGCGGAGAAAGUGGUGAGCAUCAUGAGCCAGAUCAGGGCACUUCAGGAAAUCAUCGGUAAAUUUAAAGCCCUUCAGGUAGACCCCACGGAGUACGCAUGCCUCAAAGGAAUCGUCAUAUUUAAAACAGCUUUUGCGGGCUCGUCAGCCUCGGAGAUGAAGACAUUACGGGACUUUCACUCAGUGGCAAGCCUUCAGGAUCAAGCCCAGCUCACCCUCAGCAAAUUCAUCCAGACAUCUUAUCCGACACAGCCCUUCCGGUUUGGCAAACUUCUUCUGCUUUUGCCCAAUUUGCGGGCGGUCUCCGGCAGCACGAUAGAGGAACUCUUCUUUCGGAAAACAAUAGGGAGCAUCCCCAUUGAGAGACUUUUAGUGGAUAUGUUUAAAUCCAGUGACUUUUAAAGCCUGAGAAAAUAUCUCGAUGGAAUUUAUUCUAUAAUUAGUGUAAAUUAGAAAUUUAUUUGUAAAUAUAGAAAGAGUAUUAUAUGUUCACCAUUGUACAGACUGGAUGUGUGUGUCACGUGACUGUUCGGAACAGAUGUGUUUUACUGUUGAUACUGUAGUGCUAUUCAAGUUUCAAGUGCUUCCGAUAUUAUAUAUCCGUGGAUAGCAGAGUGAAAAUAUUGACUGUGACCUGUUUUUUCAUACAAACGUAAGUACCAUUCCUUGUGGCAGUGUUUGUGCAAUUCUUCCAAAAGAACAAGUCGUGCACGGGUACUUUGCCGUUAUCUUCUGACAGCCUAAUGCACCAUAUAAGUGUGGCGUAUGGCGUCCUUUGACAUCUACGCUGUCUCAGAAUAAAUCCUUCCAGACCGAUGACGUCAUUGUCUUCCAUCACGGCGUCUUCUUCCAUCAUGGCUUCUUAUAUGAAGCUCUUCCUCUUCUUUUCCAUGACGUUUUUUAUAUACCACGCGUCUUCCCCUGCAUAACUUUUUCAUGAACCAAUAUUUACUGCUGAUGAUUUUUCGUCAUGUUAUCGUCUACAUUUCUGUGUAAUUUUGUUCGCGAAGAGUUUAUAAUAUUUACGUUACAUGAUCUCGAUUCGUAAAGUUUCCAUUCCGGACACCACUCUUGUUGUCAGUUGUAUAUAAUUUUUAAGAUUUACUAAAGAUUUCCAUGUACUGACUUGAAUGUUCAGAUCUCUGUAUUUGGAUAUUUCCAUUUCACCAUACAUUACAGCCAAAGGAGUCAUUUAAAAGAAUUACAUCGAUUAGUGCUUACUGCCAAAUCCAGUACUGAUGUUUGAAAAUUGCAUUACAAAGAACGUUACAUUGUCAGAACAUUACUUUGUGUGAACGUUACGUUGUGCCUGAUGUAUUCUUUGUGACUUCAAAGAAUAUGUCACAUUUUCUGGUCCGGCUAGGAUUCUCUCGAAGUCUUCUUCCUUGAUGAGAAUAAUACAAUAUUCGUGUAGGUACACUGAUUAUCAUGCCUUUUUCUGGUAUUUUACAAGGAUAGAUGCCUAAAUCGAUCAUACCGCGAAAUGAUUUUUCUUGUAACAUCAAGGCGGGUAUUAGGUUACAUCUUGAUGUAGGUUGUUGUAUAAAUGUCACAUAUGUCGCAAAGUUCUAUUGUUCACCAUACAUUUGGCUGUAAGGGUUUUUGUCGUAAGUAUUUUUGUGACUAUAACGUUGUCACGUUUUGUUGAGGUGUUUUCAUCUGCAAAACAUGUUGUGUCGUUAAAAUCUGCUAUAUUGUUUCUUCCACACAUGUUCAGAAACAAAAAUCUGUUUUACACUCCGCGUAGGGUUCAUCUGAAAUAAGCAGCCAUAAGAAUUUCGUAUUCUAUAACCGGAAACGUUCGAUCUGAUAUGAAAUAUGCGGCGAUUCACCUACCCAUCUUGUUUUUGGCAACAUUUGGUGAAGAUUAAGUUGUUGAGAAAUAAAAUAUUUGCAAUGAAAAUGUUGUGUUGCCUCAGCAUAUGUAAUACAUAAACAAUGCCGUAACCCAGGCUGGUGUAUUUGUUGGACGCUUAUAGACUUACGAGAUAAAAUAUUAUUUAUCUCGCAACC
Liolophura sinensis is the source of this 2910-nucleotide messenger RNA. RefSeq names its product nuclear receptor subfamily 2 group E member 1-like. The record is from RefSeq and is a predicted model, not a curated record. Lineage: Eukaryota; Metazoa; Mollusca; Polyplacophora; Chitonida; Chitonidae. The transcript is spliced from 8 exons. Gene Ontology annotation, biological process: regulation of DNA-templated transcription. Gene Ontology annotation, molecular function: DNA-binding transcription factor activity; sequence-specific DNA binding; zinc ion binding. The coding region runs from base 154 to 1299 and encodes 381 amino acids.